GUGGCUGAAGAAGCAGCGCAGCAUCAUGAAGAACUGGCAGCUGCGCUGGUUCGUGCUGCGCUCGGACCAGCUCUACUUCUACAAAGACGAGGAAGAAACCAAACCGCAGGGCUGUAUACCACUGCAGGGAUGCCUGGUCAAUGAACUCACAGCUAAUCCAGACGAACCAGGAAGGCACCUGUUUGAGAUCGUACCAGGCGGAACAGGAGAGAAGGAUCGGGCACCCAUCAGCCAUGAAUCCUUCCUGCUCAUGGCAAACUCCCAGAGCGAUAUGGACGACUGGGUCAAGGCCAUACGGCGGGUCAUCUGGGCACCAUUUGGAGGAGGGAUAUUUGGCCAGCGUCUAGAGGACACGGUGCAGUACGAGAAGAAGUUUGGCCCCCGCCUUGCACCCCUGCUGGUUGAGCAGUGUGUGGACUUUAUCAGAGAGAGGGGUCUGGAUGAGGAAGGUCUCUUUCGAAUGCCAGGACAGGCCAACCUGGUCAGGGAGCUGCAGGAGGCCUUCGACUGUGGGGACAAGCCCCUGUUUGACAGUAACACAGACGUCCACACAGUGGCAUCCUUGCUGAAGUUGUACCUGCGAGAGCUGCCUGAACCAGUUAUCCCCUUCUCCAAAUAUGAAGACUUUCUAACCUGUGCGCAGCUUUUGGCCAAAGACGAGGAGGAGGGAGUCCAGGAGCUUGGAAAGCAAGUUAGCACUCUACCUCUACCGAACUACAACCUCCUCAAGUACAUAUGCAAAUUCCUUGAUGAGGUCCAGUCCCACUGUAAUGAGAACAAGAUGAGUGUCCAGAACCUUGCCACAGUAUUUGGACCUAACAUCCUUAGACCGAAGAUGGAGGACCCGGUCACUAUCAUGGAAGGAACUUCUCUUGUCCAGCACCUGAUGACAGUCCUCAUCAGGGAACACAACCGUUUGUACUCAGGGAGGGAACAGGAGGGGCCAGCUCUACCCCAAACUGAGAUCCCCAUCCAAGGGCAUCAUCUCCAACACCGCAGCCUGGGAGCCUGGAUCUCUGAAGAGGACCUUCAGAAUUGCCCCGUCUCCAACCCAGACCAAGAUGUGCACAGCAGUGCCUCAUCCCUGGACGCCAAGCUGUGCGCAGCCGUCAGUCCCACUCAGACCCCUAACCCAAACCCUGGACCAAAACUUGGGUCUUCAUCGGGAAAGGGUGAGACGGUAAUCAGUCCGAGUAAACAAGCCAAGACCAUGCCUUCCUGGAAAUAUUCCUUCAAAAGCUCCUCAGCGCCUCGUUCCCAGCCGCAAGCUAAGCAAACCAGCAGCAGUGGCUCCGCAGCAGAUACAACCAGUCUGUCUUCUGGUGGUGGAGGAGGUGGAAGCGGUGGCAACUGGCUUAUGAACGGUUUGUCCUCCUUGAGGGGACACCGGCGCACAUCUUCAGGGGAACGGUCCACCCGUGACCGUGACUCCACCGGUUCCUCCCAGAGGCUGUCCACGUAUGACAACGUGACCUCCUCCUCUAGCAUGGGGAGCGUUCCAAGUGUAUCCAGCACACCGUGGUCCACGUCCUCCUGUGAAAUAUCUGUCCCGGACUCAGCAAGCGAGCCCCCGGUGCACCAGAACUGUGGAGGUGUGUUGGAAGGUGGAGAUAGCCACAGAGAGAUUAACAAGGAAAGGGAUGGAGGGAUGACGACAGACGCGAGCUCCGAGCAGGACAGUUGCGAGGCCAUGGAGCUGUGCAGCAGCAGCGCGGCCUGCAGUGAAAAUGGAAACGUGGCCACAGCAGCCGGGGUGCCGUCCAUUAUCAUGUCCGAAGAUGGAGAUGGGGAAAAACUAACACUGAGCAGCCUGGUAGAGGGACUGAAAGACGAGCUGAGAAAACAGAAGACUACAUAUGAGACCAGGAUCCAAAAAUUGGAAGAGUCUAGUGCUGCUCUGUGUGCCCAGAUGGAGCGUUUGGAACAGGAGAUGGAGCAGGAGAGGAAGAAGCAGCGCAUGCUGGAGAUAAAACUCAGAAACUCUGAGCGGGCACGGGAGGAUGCGGAGAAUCGCAACCGCCUCUUGGAAAAGGAAAUGGAGGAUUUUUUUGCCACGCUGGGCGAUCUGGCCCUUGGUGCAAGGACUAGUGACCUUUGAUACAC
This is a messenger RNA of Neolamprologus brichardi, 2103 nucleotides long. It is a transcript of the gene arhgap22b, whose product is annotated as Rho GTPase activating protein 22b. Gene Ontology annotation, cellular component: focal adhesion. Gene Ontology annotation, biological process: activation of GTPase activity; signal transduction. Gene Ontology annotation, molecular function: GTPase activator activity. The record is from RefSeq and is a predicted model, not a curated record. Lineage: Eukaryota; Metazoa; Chordata; Actinopteri; Cichliformes; Cichlidae.